CGCGGUCGCGGGGCGGGGCGGCGGGCGGCCAAUGGGAGGCGGCGCCGGCCCGUCCGUCAAGGCGGCGCGGGCCAAUGGGAGGCGGGCUGCGGGGGCGACCCAGCCGGAGACAGCGGCCUCGGGCCGAGGAUCCCGGGCGGGCGGCGGGCGGCGCAGCAGCGGGAGGCGGCCGGGCGGCCGGGCGCCGACAGACGCGGGAGCAGGCCCGGCGGUCGCGGCGCCGCAGCAGCACCGAGCAGGGCCCGCAGCACCGCGCAGCGCCCCGGGCCCGCCGCCAUGGGCAACGCCGCCGCCGCCAAGAAGGGCAGCGAGCAGGAGAGCGUCAAAGAGUUCCUAGCCAAAGCCAAGGAGGACUUUCUGAAAAAAUGGGAGUCCCCUGCUCAGAACACAGCCUUCCUGGAUCAGUUUGACCGGAUCAAGACCCUGGGCACUGGCUCCUUCGGCCGCGUCAUGCUGGUGAAGCACAAGGAGACGGGGAACCAUUACGCCAUGAAAAUCCUGGACAAGCAGAAGGUGGUGAAGCUGAAGCAGAUCGAGCACACGCUGAAUGAGAAGCGGAUCCUGCAGGCUGUCAGCUUCCCGUUCCUCGUCAAACUCGAGUUCUCCUUCAAGGACAAUUCUAACCUGUACAUGGUGAUGGAGUACGUGCCCGGCGGGGAGAUGUUCUCACACCUGCGGAGGAUCGGACGGUUCAGCGAGCCCCACGCCCGCUUCUACGCGGCCCAGAUCGUGCUGACCUUCGAGUACCUGCACUCCCUGGACCUCAUCUACCGCGACCUCAAGCCCGAGAACCUGCUCAUAGACCAGCAGGGCUAUAUCCAGGUGACAGACUUCGGGUUCGCCAAGCGAGUGAAGGGCCGUACCUGGACUCUGUGUGGGACCCCUGAGUACCUGGCGCCCGAGAUCAUCCUGAGCAAAGGCUACAACAAGGCGGUGGACUGGUGGGCCCUGGGGGUGCUCAUCUACGAGAUGGCGGCCGGGUACCCCCCCUUCUUCGCCGACCAGCCCAUCCAGAUCUACGAGAAGAUCGUCUCUGGGAAGGUGAGGUUCCCGUCCCACUUCAGCUCGGAUCUAAAGGACCUGCUUCGGAACCUGCUCCAGGUGGACCUUACCAAGCGCUUCGGGAACCUUAAGAACGGGGUGAAUGACAUCAAGACCCACAAGUGGUUCGCCACCACCGACUGGAUCGCCAUCUACCAGAGAAAGGUCGAGGCGCCCUUCAUACCAAAGUUCAAAGGCCCCGGAGACACAAGUAACUUCGAUGACUAUGAGGAGGAAGAGAUCCGGGUGUCCAUCAGCGAGAAGUGUGGCAAGGAGUUCUCCGAGUUUUAGGGCUGCGCCGGGCACCCCCCCUGUGGCUUUUCUCUCUCUGUCUCUCUCCCCCCCCCACACCCCCCCCUUCGGUGGGGCAGCGGGCGGACGGGUUGGGAGGGUCGGACCAGACAGCCAGAGGGCCCAGAAUCCCCCACAUCUAAUUCCGCGCCCCACACACCCCACUUCCCUGCCUGACACCCCACCCUCCCAGGGAAGACGGGAGCAAGGCCCCCAGGUUCUGGGACAGAGAUGGAAAUACCAGCUCCUCUUCCCCCUUCGCCCGGACACUUUUGUUUGUUUGUUUGUUUGUCUAUUUUGUUUUUUGCCUUUCCUCUCCCUUCUGCCCCCCCAGCCCCCCUAUAUCCCGUUUUAAAUGAGUUUUCAACCCCCUCCAGUCAGAACUGGCUCCCUCACGUGGGGAGGUGGGGUACAAGGGGGAGAGGGGAGAGGGUUCCAGAGUUCUCUCUCGACCACCCCCCAUCCUCACUGACCCUGCUGCUCCCCCCCCAGAAUCAGAACCCCAGGUCCCCAGCGGGCAAAGGACAAGGGAAAGAGGUUUUAGUGCUUUGUUACCCAGGGGACGCCCCCCCACACAGCCCCCACCCCCACCCCCCAUUUUUUUUUCUUUUUUCAAGACUAUUUACAAUCUUAUUUAAUACGUUUCACCAGUGCCUGCCUGCCUCCCCCCUCCCACUCGCUGUACCCCACCCCCCAAAUCCAUUUUACCAAGGCUGGGGGUGGAGGCAGACAAACAGCGGACUGUCUUGGGGAAGGAAGAGACUGGGGUGUCCUCCCCAACCUGCACCCCAAGGUGCCCCUGCCUCCUGACCACCCCCAUCAACACCCAAGAAGGGGGUAAGCGGUGCCCCCCCUUCCAGCCUGGAAAGUUCUGGGCUUCUGCAGAACACAGCUGUCCCCUCCUCUGCCCCCCCCCCACAUAAGCCGUGGCUUAGAGGUGCAGCCGCACCCCCCAAAAAAAAAAAAAACCUCUUAAAUUUUAUUAUCAGCUUGAUUUUAUUAUCAGCUUGAUUUUAUGCCUGGCCUGACACCCCCCACCCCCCCAGCCCCCUGGGGAAGGCGGACCCCCCCAUAUAGAGACUUGGCCUGGGGUUCAAGGCCAGAGUUGCUGGGGUGAGGGGUACUGGGGGGUGGCUGUUUGAUUCACCCGCUGCCCCCCCAUCAGCUGUCAUCACCACGGCCUGGGCCCCCCCAGCCCCACCCCACCUGCUCUCUGGUCUGUGCUUGUCUCUCUCCCCAUAGCAAAGUGGGGGGCCGCCCCACCCCCCACAUCUGCCCUCUGUACCCACACCCCAUUCCCCGGGCCAGGGGGGGCUCUCAGGCC
Molecule: messenger RNA, 2656 nt
Organism: Erinaceus europaeus (western European hedgehog)
Lineage: Eukaryota; Metazoa; Chordata; Mammalia; Eulipotyphla; Erinaceidae
Gene: PRKACA
Product: protein kinase cAMP-activated catalytic subunit alpha
Exons: 10
Coding region: 277-1332 (351 amino acids)
Biological process (GO): peptidyl-serine phosphorylation
Cellular component (GO): cAMP-dependent protein kinase complex; nucleus
Molecular function (GO): cAMP-dependent protein kinase activity; protein kinase A regulatory subunit binding; ATP binding
Source: RefSeq, a predicted model, not a curated record